UUUCUCUCACUCACCGUCUCUUCGCUCUCCACUGUCUCUCUCUGACGGAGACACUCUUCUCCGAUUCAGAUUGCGUUUUCUUCUCCGACUCGCCGCAGCAAAAAAAAAAACCCUUCUUUAUAUAACGAGGUGAGAGGUAUCUUUCUCAACUUAAGCAUCGUUAGAUGGAAGCUCAGUUUUGAUCAUUAUCCAUUAGGGUUUUGCUCAUGUUCUUACAAGACCGUUCCUUCUUGAGUCUUACUGUCUUGUUUUCUCGUGUUAGUGAAGAAAAAAUCUUGAAUUUCGUAAGACAAUGGACAAGAUCAGCGAGUUACCUGAUGAGCUGCUGGUGAAGAUACUAUCCUCUGUUCCGACAAAGGUUGCUGUCUCCACCAGCGUCUUGUCCAAACGAUGGAAGUUUCUUUGGAUGUGGCUGACUAAACUCGAGUACAGUGAUGAUGAAGGCAACUCAUUCCUUGUAGUCCGAGACUUCAUCAACAAGAACCUCCCCUUACACAGAGCUCCCCUCAUAGAAAGGUUGUGUCUUGAGCUAUGGGAGGAGGAGUCCACAAAAGUUAACCAUGAAGAAGAUAUCAAACUCUGGGUUGAAACUGCUGUUUCUCGCUGUGUCCGUUACCUGGAAGUUUCUUAUAAUGUAAACAUGCUUCCAAGUAGCUUGUUUACUUGCGAAUCGCUCGUGGUUUUGAAGCUCAGAUACUUGACUCUCAAGGAUGUUCCUUCUACGGGUUGUUCUCUUCCAUCUCUGAAGACUUUGCAACUCAAAAGUCUGACGUACGUAGGUGUAGACUCGCUUCAGAACCUUCUGUCUAUGUGUCAUCAUGAUGUUCUCGAAGAAGUCAAGGUGCGUUUUAUCGAAGAUGAGUAUCCGCAAAUGUUCACUGUUAUCUUCCCGUUGCUGCACAAGUUGUCACUCUCUUUACCUGACUGUGAAUGGGACAUCGAUGAGUAUGAGAUAGAUACUCCUUGUUUGCAGCAUCUCAAACUCAAGGAUCGGAAUCAGAGUCGUUGGUUGUUUAAGAAGAAUAUGCCUGAUCUUAGUGAAGCGUAUGUCCAUGUUGAAUCCUAUGCUCUCGAUAGUGUUAUUGGAGUAAUCACAUCUGUCAAGCAUCUCACCGUAUGCUCAGAGGUCCGGGAGGAUUUGUAUUACGGUGGUCAUGGUUUUGUGUUCCAUCAGCUUGAACAUCUGGAGCUGUGCGUGUGCAAAGAUGAUUCUCUGAAUCUCCUUGCUCAGUUCCUCAAAGAUUCGCCUAACUUACGAGUGUUGGACAUCUCUAUACUAGAUCUGAGCUGUGUUCCUGAAUGCAUGCUGCCGAGUCUACGAGUUUUCAACUGGUCAAGAUACGUUGGGAGACCGCGAGAUAGAGACAUUGCGGUUUACAUCUUGAGAAACGCACCCAGCUUAAGGACAGCAACUUUCAGGUUUGAUGCAGAUGUUCCGAACCUUAAGAUACUCAAGAUGGAGUUGGCGGAUUUCCCUCCAGCUUCAAGCACAUGUGAACUCAUGUUUGUUGAGAGUCUAAUCUGAGACUUGAAAGAAUCAUCCAUUUUAGAUGUUUCAUUUUGUCAAUAAAUAGAAUUCUUCUAGUUUCUCAUCUCUUCUCGUGUUUUUAUUUGUAAUAACACAAGUUUGACUAUGUAUUCAAUGAGUGAAUUUGUAUGGCAAAACCGAAUCAUCUUUGAAGCU
Messenger RNA from Raphanus sativus (radish), 1684 nucleotides. RefSeq names its product FBD-associated F-box protein At5g38590. The record is from RefSeq and is a predicted model, not a curated record. The transcript is spliced from 2 exons. Gene Ontology annotation, molecular function: protein binding. The coding region runs from base 293 to 1525 and encodes 410 amino acids. NCBI's taxonomy places the organism in Eukaryota, Viridiplantae, Streptophyta, Magnoliopsida, Brassicales, Brassicaceae.